Molecule: messenger RNA, 1846 nt
Organism: Aspergillus campestris IBT 28561
Lineage: Eukaryota; Fungi; Ascomycota; Eurotiomycetes; Eurotiales; Aspergillaceae
Gene: gua1
Product: GMP synthase (glutamine-hydrolyzing)
Exons: 8
Coding region: 108-1730 (540 amino acids)
Biological process (GO): GMP biosynthetic process
Cellular component (GO): cytosol
Molecular function (GO): GMP synthase activity; GMP synthase (glutamine-hydrolyzing) activity; ATP binding
Source: RefSeq, a predicted model, not a curated record
GAUAGAUUCAUUUCUGCUUUGGACGAGGUAGCCUUCUCACCGGAUAACCGUUUCUCGAAUCUCUUUCGUUGACCUCUCGUUCCAAUUCAAUCAAUCCUACCUUCACCAUGGCGGACGCAGAGAUCCCUUCGGCCACCUUCGACACCAUCCUGACUCUGGAUUUCGGGUCGCAAUACACUCACCUGAUCACGCGCCGUCUCCGUGAGCUCAAUGUGUACAGUGAAAUGCUCCCGUGUACCCAGAAGUUGGCCGAUCUCCACUUCAAGCCCAAGGGUAUCAUCCUCUCCGGUGGCCCCUACAGUGUCUACGAGGAAGGCUCUCCUCACGUUGAUCCCGCCUUCCUGGACCUCGGAGUCCCCGUCCUCGGUAUCUGCUACGGCCAGCAGGAGCUGGCCUACCGCCUGGGCAAGGAUAAUGUCGUGGCUGGUGUCGCCCGCGAGUAUGGCCACGCGGACCUGAGCGCGAAGAGACUCGACGACCAGGGCCAUGUCGACCGUCUGUUCGCCGGUCUAGAGGAUCACAUGAAGGUUUGGAUGAGCCACGGUGACAAGCUGGCUCGUCUUCCUGAGGGUUUCCAUACCAUUGCGACGACCUCCAACUCGGAGUAUGCCGGUAUCGCGCAUCAGACCAAGCCCGUCUAUGGCGUUCAAUUCCACCCCGAGGUGUCCCACACCCCCAAUGGCAUCAAGCUUCUGAAGAACUUCGCGGUGGACAUCUGCGGCGCGAGCCAGAACUGGACCAUGUCCAAGUUCGUGGACCAGGAGAUCGCCCGCAUUCGCAAGCUGGUCGGCGAGACCGAUCAUGUGCUGGGUGCCGUCAGCGGCGGUGUUGACUCCACCGUGGCUGCGAAGCUGAUGAAGGAGGCGAUCGGCGACCGCUUCCAUGCUGUCCUGGUCAACAACGGGUGCAUGCGCUGGCAGGAGUGCGAGUCUGUCCACGAGCGACUGACUAAGAACCUGGGCAUCAACCUGACCGUUGUUGAUGCGUCCAAGCUCUUCCUGGACGGGCUCAAGGGCGUCACGGAUCCCGAGAAGAAGCGCAAGUUCAUCGGUGGUACCUUCAUCGAUGUGUUCGAGCAGCAGGCCGAGAAGAUCGAAGCCGAAGCCCAGCACACCACCGGCGCCAAGGUCAAGUGGUUCCUCCAGGGAACCCUGUACCCCGAUGUCAUUGAAAGCAUCUCCUUCAAGGGCCCCUCCGCCACCAUCAAGACCCACCACAACGUCGGUGGCUUGCCUCAGCGCAUGAUCGACGGACAGGGCAUGAGGCUCAUCGAGCCCCUCCGUGAGCUGUUCAAGGACGAGGUCCGCGCUUUGGGCGAGCAGCUGGGAAUUGCCCACGAGCUCGUCAUGAGACAUCCUUUCCCUGGCCCUGGUAUCGCCAUCCGCAUCCUCGGCGAGGUGACUCCCGAGCGUGUCGAGAUUGCCCGCCGGGCCGACCACAUCUUCAUCUCGAUGAUCCGCGAGGCUGGUCUGUACGACCAGAUUGCCCAGGCCUACGCCGCUCUGGAUCCCAGCAAGGCCGUUGGUGUUAUGGGCGACAAGCGCGUCUACGCAGAGAUCAUCAUCCUGCGCGCCGUCGAAACCACCGACUUCAUGACCGCUCGCGCCUUCCCCUUCGACAACGAGUUCCUGAGCCGCGCCGCCACCAGAAUCAUCAACGAAGUGCACGGUGUGUCUCGCGUGCUCUACGAUAUCUCCAGCAAGCCUCCUGCCACGAUCGAGAUGGAGUAAACGGUUCGGUUUAGAUUUAGUUUAGUACCUACCUAGUAAAAGAUAGAAUGUCUGCAUGUCCGGGAGGAGUUUUGGUUUGAGAUACUUGGUUUAGAUUAUAGUUUUCUAUAUUAUAG